Molecule: messenger RNA, 1214 nt
Organism: Chironomus riparius
Lineage: Eukaryota; Metazoa; Arthropoda; Insecta; Diptera; Chironomidae
Source: the annotation of a GenBank genome assembly
AAAAGGCUUUUUUUUGCAGGAUGAAAGCUGCGCACAGUUGUUUUUUGUAAAGGCGUCUUAAGUUGCAAAUUUUACAUUUAAAAAAUUAAAAAACUUAGUUUUUCUCUAGCAAAUAGCAUUUCCACUAUCUCAAAAUGAGACCAUUAAUGCUGCAAGGACAUGAGCGUUCAAUUACGCAAAUCUUAUAUAAUCGUGAAGGAGACUUGCUGUUUUCAUCAUCAAAAGAUAACAGACCGAAUGUCUGGUUUUCCAUAAACGGGGAAAGAUUAGGAAGCUAUAAUGGUCAUCAGGGUGCUAUUUGGUGCAUUGACGUUGACUGGACAUCAACAAAAUUCAUGAGCGGCUCUGGUGACAUGACAUUGAAAUUAUGGAGUGUCGAGACUGGAAAGAGUGUAGCCACAAUUGAAACAAAAUCAUCAGUUCGUUGCUGUAACUUUAGUUUUUCUGGUAAUCAGGCUGCAUAUUCAACAGAUCGUGCUAUGGGACAAGAAUGUGAACUUUCUAUUAUUGAUGUACGCACAAUGGAUUCUUCAUUAAAUGACGCUAGUCCUAUUUCGAAAAUACCCAUGAUACAUUCGAAAAUCACAUCAAUGAAGUGGUUCCUUGACGAUACUAUCAUCACUGGUCACGAGAAUGGAUUGAUUGCUUCAUAUGAUAUUAGAAUGGGUCGCGAAAUUAAUUCAAUCAAGGAGCACACACAUGUCAUUCAGGAUUUACAAUUGUCAAAGGAUAUGACAAUGUUCGUUACGGCUUCAAAGGAUGCAACAGCUAAAUUAUUCGAUGUCGAUACAUUAACAUGCUUGAAGACUUACAAAACAGAGCGACCUGUAAACUCAGCCGCAAUUAGUCCAAUUUAUGAGCAUGUAGCACUUGGUGGUGGCCAAGAAGCUAUGGAUGUAACAACAACUUCAACAAGAGCUGGCAAAUUUGAUUCUCGAUUCUACCAUCUCGUCUAUGAAGAAGAAUUUGCUCGUCUUAAAGGUCAUUUCGGUCCAAUUAACAGUUUACAAUUUCAUCCCGACGGUAAAAGCUUUGCAAGUGGUGGAGAGGACGGUUUUGUGAGAAUUCAAGUUUUUGAUCAGAGCUAUCAUGAAUUAGUUUUUGAAUAAGAUCUAAGAUAUACCCAUUUGUAAGAUUAAUCAUACCGCAAAAUAAUGAAGAAUUUUUCCAGUAAUAAAAGUGAACAAAAAUUUAUGUUGAUGGAUGGACUGAAA